Molecule: messenger RNA, 7784 nt
Organism: Ahaetulla prasina
Lineage: Eukaryota; Metazoa; Chordata; Lepidosauria; Squamata; Colubridae
Gene: CCSER2
Product: coiled-coil serine rich protein 2
Exons: 10
Coding region: 160-3231 (1023 amino acids)
Biological process (GO): microtubule bundle formation
Cellular component (GO): microtubule cytoskeleton
Molecular function (GO): microtubule binding
Source: RefSeq, a predicted model, not a curated record
GCCAGAGCCGGCGGCCAGUUCCGGGGACGGACCGGCGGGCGGGCGGACAGACAGGCUCCUCCUCCGAAGACGGCCGCCGGCUCGCCUCGCCUCGCCUCGCCUGCUCCGCUCCUGCGAGUCAAUGUUGGAAGGCUAUAUCGCAUGGAAGGACUAUAGCACAUGGAAGAAAAAGCUCAUACCAGGACGUCUUUGGUUUCCAGGUUACCAAAAUAUGGAACAAAGCCUGCUGGAAGUACCUUACAGCCUGUUCCAAAUGGGACGGCUCCUCAUCUUUCAGGGAAUGCACAGAUCAAAAAUUUCAGCAAGCACAAUGGCACCACUCGUCUGUCUUCCUUUGCUUUUAACUGGAAAAAGUCUAACAAAUUUCCUCUGGGAGAUCAGAUCUGUAAUGAAUAUAACUCCAGUCAGGAUCCCAGUGAACAAGUGACCGGGUCGGAAAGGUGUCCUCAGCCCGAAGGAUCAGUGGGUCAGGAAGUGCUUAGGACCAGUUCAAAGACCACAUUUUCAAAAACAGCGAAACAAGGCAACAUGUUUGUAUCGCCUGCGGAAGAAUUAAAUCAGAAAUGUUUAUCUGGUCUGUCUAAUUCAAAGUACACCAAAAGUUCUUUGUUAAGCAGGACUUCCUAUUCUGGCUUUAAUGCACCAAAACCGCAGUUGAAUGGCAUUUGUGGGAGCCAGUCGAUAAUAGGCUUGCAGAGGAUUAGGGGGAACCAUUUUGUCACUCAGAGUAGUUCAGGGGAGAGCCUGGCGAGAUCCACAGACCAUGGUCCACCUGCUUGUGAAAAAAUGGUCCGGUCGCAAAGCUUCUCGCAUUCCCUUCAAAGCUCUCUUUUGCCUCCCACAUCUCUUACCCGAUCCCACUCAUUUAAUAAAGCGGUGGAUCUGACAAGGCCUUACCAGAAUCAACACCUAGCUCUUAGACCAUCGCAGAGGUUGAAGCUCCUGUCAAGAAGUGCGCGCCAAUUGGAUGUGCCCAAUGGGAACGAACCUCCGGGGUACGAAUUUCCUAGGUCGUUGGCUGCUUUAGCACCUUCUCGUGUCAAGAAACAGCCUCUCUUAAAUGGUUCGGGGGACGGGUCUCCCCUGAGGUUCAGAUCAGGCCGCCCUUCGUUGCUGAAGCCUGUCAGCCACCAUUUAGGUAGAAAGAUCCCCGUGGAUGGCAACGCUGGGAAAGACGCUGCGAAUAGUUUAAUGGAAGAUUUGAUUUCCACAGAUGUUAAAAAAGAUGCUGCUGAUGCAGUAGAAGCUCAGAGCGACAAUUUUGUAGAGAGUAGCUGUAAAAUGUGCACAGAUGGUGACGUGGAUGAAAUAUCAAUAUCUUCCCUGUCCUCUUCGGAGAAAAAUGACCUUAGCGAAGAUUUUAGCGAUGAUUUUAUAGAUUUAGAAGAUCCCAGCCGAACCAUGCUGAUUCAAGAAGAGAAAGUUCCUACUGAAAAACUGGAAGAUAGAAAUGGAAUGCCACCACAUCAGCUACAGCUAUCUUUUCAGGAAAAUGAGAAGUCGAACUACACUAAUGAGGAAUGGCUGCAUAUACAUGUGCCAGAAGUAGAUGACAAGAGUGAAACUGCCAAACUUCCCACUGGGAACAAUGAAAUUUCUUCGGAAAUGGAUUACAGAGCUGGCUCCUCUUUUGAGCUUUCCCCUUCUGACAGCUCGGAUGGGACCUACAUGUGGGAUGAAGAAGGAUUGGAGCCCAUUGGAAGUGUCCAUCCGUGCGGCAGUUACGAUUCUUCAGAAAUGAACAGCAUCGAUAUCCUGAACAACCUUGAGUCCUGUGAUCUUGAAGAUGAUGAUCUUAUGCUUGAUGUCGACUUACCUGAGGAUACACCCUGUGAUAAUGAAGAAUAUGACAAUAUGAACCGUUAUGAGCGACCGGACAGAAAUAUUCGACAGCAGAAAGCAGAGGGACUCUGGAAGAGGACACCCCAGAGGUGGAAUACUCAGGAUCAUUAUCAUCUUAGUCCCACUGAGCACUAUUCCCGCCUCAGAAAUGAUCUGAACAGGGGUUGCAAUUAUGUCGAGUCUCCCCCUGUCAGUCAUCUCGAAGGCUACGGGGCAUCAGGCUUGUAUCCACCACUGAGGAGUUUGCCAGCAAAUACUGUGGUCUUGGAUGAAAUGACCCUUCGGCAUAUGGUGCAAGAGUGCACAGCGGUGAAAACCCAGCUCUUAAAAAUGAAAAGAAUACUCCAUCAGAAUGAUGAAAACAUGUCACUGCACAACAUCACAUUCUCAGUGCCAUCAAGUCCAGAAGAGCUGGAACCUGAACCAACAUAUAAGACUGACGAAUUACUGAGUGAGAUCACGCAGCUGAAAGACGAUUUAAAAAAGAAAGAUGAGACCAUCCAGGAGCUUGAACGUCGUCUUGCUGUUAGGUGUGACUGCCACAAAGGCUGCAAGAUGCCUGAAGUGACCACGUGCAGCUUUGUUGACAAAUUCACCCAAACCUCCUGGAGAAGAAAUGCGCCUCAAGUACUACAGCCUUCCAGCCACCUUCCCCGUUCCGCAGACCUCAGCCAGGGAAAACUAGCAAAAGCAUCACCCACCGUGGCUCACAGUGAGCCCCCUCCUCAGGACCAACUGGAAUACGUUGGCCACAAAGACGACCAUGCUGCCCUCGGCUCCGGCACUGACAGCAGACGUGAACCAAGCACUUUAAACACACAGCGGAACGAAGACAACUCCCUGGCGAACGCACAUUCCAUCAAGAACGAAACGGUCAGAGAAAAAGCGAAAGACGUAGCUGGUCGGAAAUUGAAUGCCUCGCAGCCCCUUGCCCCCUCGGCCCAGUUGAGUGCACAGGACGGGCAGGCCAGACCAGCUCUAAAAAGUCACAGCUCCAGGCCAAACCAGGCUUCACCACCAAAGAUGUCAAGAGCUCUCCGAGCCCCAAAGCAGACCGUGCCAGUGCCUCCUCCAGCAACCUCUUCGAGAGACUCCCUUGUGCCUCCACUGAGCGGCCAGGCACAACCCCAGUCAGUGUCCAACCUCUCCCUUCCAAACAGCAGGACCCAGAGGGCCUCCAAACUUCGCCCUCCGGCCAUUUCCUUCCGCCCCAAGCAGAGGACAACCCCCCAAACCAUCUUAGCUCCUGAGCAGCAGAGAUUUCAGGCUGGCCCUUCAAAGCUCCUGACGCCAGCAAAAGACGCCCCACAGAACCGAGAUCCAGCCCCUCGCCCCGGAGAGGGCCUGACUUUGUACCGUCACUCCCGACUCCCUAAACCAAAGACGUAGCCCAAGUGGGACUCUCCCAUGUCAUUGCCGUUGUCCUGUCCCAUGAUGCUGCUUGGCCGUCCUUUUCCUGGCCAGGAGGCCCCAGUGAGAGCCUGGAAGGCACCAAACGAUGCACAUCAUCUGAUGCUGCUUCUUCUAGUCUCAGUUUUACCCUCUUUAAAAAAGUGCAUUGUUUCUUCAAGCCUCGAUCUGCACGAGCCUGUGACUUCUCCUGAUGGCACCAAUGGUCUCUGACCAGGGAAGUUGCUGACGGAAAUUGUAUCCUUUAGAUCAGGGCUCUCCAACCUUGGCAACUUUUAGGCUUGUGGACUUCAACUCCCAGAAUUCCUCAACCACCUCUGGCAGUUGAAGUCCACAAGUCUUAAAAGUUGCCAAGGUUGGAGGUCCCUGCUUUAGAUGUCUCCCUGAAGAAUAGAUGACUGAGGCUACCUUCCGGUUCUGGGAAUUAAUUAGAAAGUGAUGGACAAAGGAUACUGGUGAUCUCUUUUGUUGUGGUUGUUUUCUUCCUUUCACGUUACUCUUCAGCCAUAAGUCUGUCUCUCAAGAGGCCUAUGCAAAUUGUCUCUUUAUAACCCCAAACUUUGUAAAAGAUGUAUAUUUAAUAUUUAACGGAGGUUGUAUGUUUUCGCAAGGAAGAUCCCAAAUUGUUCUCUGUGUUUUUGGGGUCCGUAUUCAUGGUUCACAAGUGGCCACAAAAUUUCACAGGGUGAAAUGGAUAUAUUUAUAUUUAAAGUCUUAGCCGUUCCUUGUAGAUAAGCGCUGUAGAAUAUAUAAGUGUUACUCAAUUAUCAUGGUGUAACUGAAAAGCAGUAUUUAAUAUAUAUCCCAGACUUUGGUUUAUACCGACAGUUGUCAAAUGGCAUGUGAUGUGACUCUGGAAAUAAUGAGUCCAUGAUCGCCUGCUUGUAAAUUUUCAUUUCAAGGCUUGCUUGAAUAUAACGGUAACAUUAUUUAUUGAGUUCUGUUACAACUAAACAUCUCAAGAAGCCAAUUUGGAAUGUUUGCACAAAAUUUUGCCAUAUAUGUAGGGAUUCAGAAAUUAUUUUUCAUAAUAAAGCUUACAUUUUUAAACCCUAUUUUUAAAAUGCCAAAUGCAUUUAUAUACACAUACACAUUGGGGAAAUCUUGGGAAGUCAUAAAAGAAACAAAACAUUUUAAUCUUUGGGGAAAGUUGAUAGACAGUUGCUGGAGACAGAGAAAUUCUGUCAGAUAGACCAUCAAUAGAAGGAAGGGUUAACCAGAGCCACAGACACAAAAGUUAUAAAUGUGGUUCAAUUAUCUUGAAAUCUUAUUCCAGUAUCAAUCUGAGAACACUUGUUUGAAAUGACAUUUUUAAAAAACACUUAAAAGUGUUAAAUAAAACUUGAAAAAUACACCACAGCAUUGAUUUUGAGCUCUGCUGAAUAUUUCUUAUAGAAAAAUGCAUCCUUUAAAAAAAAUCAAAAUAACCUUCCCAAAUCUGGCACCCUCCAAAUAUGUCAGGCUAAAUCAGAGGUCUUCAGACUUGGCAGCUUUAAGACUUGUGGACUUCAACUCCCAGAAUUCUCCAACCAGCUCUGCUGAAGUCCACAAGUCUUAAAACUGCGACGUUUGAAGACCUCUGGGCCAAAUCUUCAAUCGUCCUCAAAUAACCUGGCUUGUGCAUAUGCUAGCCGGGAACCGUGGUCUAUUUGGAAGGCACCAGAUAGGCUAAAUUAAGCCAGGGACAAGUAGUUUUGGUUUUCUUAAGCAGGAUAAGUAAGAAAUAUAUGCAGCCAACUUAAGUUUAUCAUCAAAAGACCGACCAAGAGCCCUUAGCUGUGUUUGUGUUGCUUGUAAAUCUUGAAGGUAUGCAGUGAAACAUUCUUGAUGUUGUUGGCCGGAAAAUGCUUUCUUGAGGAAAGAAAAACCCUGUUUUCUUCAAGUGGCAGACACGAUUUAAGCUUCAGUUGCCUUUUUUUUUGAUCAGGGAUAACGGUUGAAGGAGGGCUGUGUUUAAAGCGGGCAGGGGUUAGUAACAUUAGCCCCAUGAACCUCGAUGUGGAUCACCCCUUAUUUAAUCCAAGCUGACAAGCACAUCGGCCCAGGUAGUUGGGGCUGAACCCCUGGCUAACCAGUCUGGCACCAUGUCGGAGCAGACGGAGCCUGUCAAGUGAGCAGUUGUCCAAGCAAGCUGACUGAUCCAAUGGGACCCAAGGGCCCGCCUCCUUUCAGCACUAUAAAUAUGACGGGAUCCUAUGUAGUUGCACAAACGUUGGCAGUCCAGAGGGGAUUCCCCCCUCCCCAAAAUAAAUCAACCACUUUCUUGCUGUUUUUGACACCUUGAACAGACUCAAGCUGUUCUUCCCCCAUAUAUAACACCAUCUUCUUGUCCCUAUCGGGAUGCGAAUGUACCAUGUCAACAGAAGAUGCCUAAACACCAAGGGGUACCUGUAGAGUUAGACAGAGGAAAGACAUUAGAGAGGGUUGUCCCAUUUCUCAAUGGCAAGUAAUAACCGUAAUCCAUCUUAUAAAAGCACGACUGCAUCAGGUUGAACUUCUACAUUAUACAGUAUUUCAGUAUACAUUAGGAGGCCUUCAACUAGCAUUUUUAAAUUCAUGUUCCCGGCGUUACUGUAAGCCAGAGGUCUUCAAACUUGGCAGCUUUAAGACUUGCGGACUUCAACUCCUGGAGUUCAACUCCAGCCAGCUAUGGCUGGAGAAUUCUGGGAGUUGAAGUCCACAAGUCUUAAAGCAGCCAUGUUUGAAGACCUCUGCUGUAAACACUUAAUGAGAAGUCACCCUUGGAAGGUGGCCUCUUUGCUUCAGGAAAAUAUAGCACUUGGGAGAAUUACGUUCCAAAGAUAACAGUAGCCUUUUGCUUCCGAUUCCAUUGUCAGACUGGCCUCUGAGAAGCAAGCUGACCGUAGCAGAUGGCAGCUUGUGAGGUUGAUGUUCAACAUCUAAACUGUGUCUUGAGGCAACAUGGAAGUCCUUCACCCAGAGGGGGCUGGCUGAGCUGCCCUGAGUUGUAAUUUUGAGCAUUGAUUGGGCAAAGCCAAGGUGGGACCUGAUGGGUUUUUAAUCAUUGUUUGUGAGUCUCCCUUAUACAAUUGAGAGGGCCAACCUUUUUGAAUGCAGUUGUGUUGGAGAAAGUUCUCGGGUAUGUUUAGGAUGUCCAGCAGAUGAAAGGCAUUUCUUAUUUUCAAAGUUGGCAUGCAGUAUGACUUGAAGGCUCAUUCAAGUUGGUAGGAGUCCCAGAUAGGCAACCAGAUUCCCAGUGGCCUUAAUGAUUUCUUUAAAGUGGAAAAACAAAUCUGGCAUUUUACUAAUAUUUACUUUUUGCUAACAUGCAUUGUGUCCAUUGGAUUCUACUGCAUUAUGCAAUGAUUCCUAAGGUAUUUAAACCACUCCAGUGUGUAUAAUGAAGUAGAAAUGGAACAAAACAGAUUUGCACUAGAUGAGCUUGGAGUUGUGCCUAAAAAGAUCCAUAGCUGAAGUAGUGAAAUAGUUUUUCAGUGUAUAUUAAUGUUCGUGUUUCAGCUUUUUUAAACAUAAGCUUUCCAUGGAAGAUUCAGCCCAUUAAAUGUCUCUUCAUUAUCUCAAACUAUUUGUGGAACGGUGGCUUGCAUGCCUACACAACCUGGUCUUGCAAAGCUUUUGUCUUGUUAAAGCAUCUUCUUUCUGAAGCUCCACAUUCUUCAUGCCAUAACUCAAAAGAGAAAAUUCCUAAGACCUUUGCCAAAGCUAAAGUUUGCAUUUAGAAUUGCUUGAUUUAAUUGUGUGGGUUUUUUAAAAAAAAAAGUUACUCUGCAAUAAAUACCACCUGCCUUGUGCAAAUAAGGAGCAUUGCAUAUUUCAAGAAUUUGGAAUCUAGUGAUAGGGACUUGCAAACUGACUUAGUCUCAAAUGCUGUGUUUGGAGGUCACUAAGAGCUUCCUUGCCGCACUCUUUGCGUGCCUGAAGCCUUUUGUGCGAUGGUGCAGUAGCAUCCUAAAGUUGAUUCCCCCCCCCUCUUUUUUUGGCAUUAUUUUUGUGUUUGGUAGACCAACCUGCUACCGCCAGAAGCAUCCUGGCACCAGACUGACAAUUCCGUUUGCUCUGCCCUUCAUCUGAUGGUAGCAGUUCUCCAAAUACAACGGACCUGGUCCAGCUGAAGUGGACCAAGCCCUUUGAAGACCCCUAGAUUUAAACUUGUCCUUGCCUUUGGCUGGUUCAGUCUCUGUGGCUGUGGGAUGUGGGAUUAUCGUGUCAGCGAGUUGUGCCUUGUUGAAAUGAGAUCAUGGUUAGAGAGGACUAGCUGGGUCUUCAGAAACUUAAGUUAAAGUUGAUCACUGCUGUGGUAAAGCUGCUCACUGCCUGUGUAAUUCUCAAAAGCACCACAAUUUAUCAGGAUUAACUGCAAUGUUAGUCUAAAUCAGUACUGGCUGCAAAAUACUCUUACGAUAUAGUCUUUUGCCUAAAGGAAAGGAAAAAAAGAAAAAGAGAGAAAUGCUGUAUAUUGGAACCUGCUUGUAAAGAUAAUUUAAAAAGCCUGUAUGUAAAGACUUUCCUCAGUGUUGCUUUAGUGAAUAAACUUCCUAAUUCCAAGUGUG